AUGAUAGGGAAGUGUCCCGACUGUAAGACUGGGAGGCCGAUAUACUGCGACAACCCACUGAUGAAAGGGAUCACGACUGAUGGGGCAUGGGCAGAGUACAUGGCAGCUGACGCUCGAUUUACCGUCAAACUUCCAGAAUCACUCGAUUUUCCCACUGCAGCAUGCAUCACCGUGUAUGGAGGCAUCAAGAGAGCAAAGGUCCCAUCCGGUGGCUCGAUUGGUAUCGUCGGCAUUGGUGGACUUGGCCAUAUCGGGACUCAAGUUGCCAAAGCAAUGGGAUAUGAGGUCGCCGCGAUUGAUGUGAAGCAAGAUGCCCUAGACCUUGUCGCAUCUUACAAUCUGAAGCCCGAUGUUUGCAUUCUCUCCACCGAUCCAGCUGAAACCUCCAUGGAGAAGACCACCAACAUUAUAAAAGGCGACUACCCUGGUCUUGAUGCCACAAUAAUCGCAACCGAUGCUCCCGCUGCAUUUGAUCUCGCAGCAAAGUUGACACGCAAGCACGGAACUAUGGUUCUUCUGGGUCAGCCUGAGAAGGGCAUUACCAUGUCUUAUCAGAACGUCAUCUUUCGUGAUAUCAAUCUGAUAGGCUCUCUUGUCACCGAUACCGAUGAAACCGAAGAACUGUUGAGCUUGGUAGUGAAGCAUAACAUUCAGGUUAAGAUCAAGGAAUGGAAGCCUGAAGAUGCUGAGAAGAUGAGAAAAGAAUAUCUGGCUGGUAGGAACAGCGGUAAGAACGUCAUAGUAUUCUAG
Molecule: messenger RNA, 750 nt
Organism: Fusarium odoratissimum NRRL 54006
Lineage: Eukaryota; Fungi; Ascomycota; Sordariomycetes; Hypocreales; Nectriaceae
Exons: 3
Coding region: 1-750 (249 amino acids)
Source: RefSeq, a predicted model, not a curated record